Cyphellophora attinorum is the source of this 900-nucleotide messenger RNA. RefSeq lists its product as uncharacterized. NCBI's taxonomy places the organism in Eukaryota, Fungi, Ascomycota, Eurotiomycetes, Chaetothyriales, Cyphellophoraceae. The transcript has a single exon. Bases 1 to 900 code for a protein of 299 amino acids. The record is from RefSeq and is a predicted model, not a curated record.
AUGACUCAAGGAGACAUCUUCUUUGAUGCUGCCAUGGGCCCGGACAAGGACCGGCUCGAGUCAGGCUUGCGGGCACGAGAUUCUCCGGAGGGAAGUCUUUCGACGUCAGUCCCCCUGGGUCGCAGAACACUGAGCCGCGCUGCACAGCGCCACAGCGCCUUGCAAUUCUUCGAGGAGCUUAGCCGCUUAGUAGAGAAUUACGCAUAUGGGAGCCACAUCAUGACUCUGCUACGAUCUUCAGAGUUCUUCAAUCAUUAUAUCGACGCUACGACGUUGGGGACUGAAGAGCGUGAUCUUCUGCACGCAACGAUCCGGCGACUUGCAGCCGUCGAGUUUGGCAUAGCGAAGAGGCACAGAAAAGAUUUGCAUAAUGCUCACUUACCUCAGUUGGGUGCAACUGAGUGGCUGCUGAAUCAUGGUAUGCGGGCUAUGACUAACUUACCUCGAUAUGGUGCAACUGAGUGGCUGCUGAAUCACUUAUACUCACGUGGUGUGCUAGAGUCGUCAUACUGGGUGGCGGCUCUUACGAAGUCAAUCGCAGCGUUGAGUGAAUUCAAGUUUGGGCCGUACUGUGACGCGUUCGAAGCCACUGCAGCAAUGCCAUACUUGCAACAGCUGGCAGGAACGCCUUUGGAGAAAUUGAAUUACAUUCGCCUCUACAAGGUCGGGUUGCAGCUUGAUUCUCUCAUUCGAAUGUGGCGCAACUUCCACGCAACGAAUGCAGGCACCAUCGUCAACCACAAUCUGCCGAUCUUUCCCAAAGACUCUUGGGAAAAGGAUCGUGCUAUAGACUCAAAAUCCAUUCAAACUUUUGGCGCAGCUCUCUUGUCUCCGUUGACGACAUGGAACUCAAAACUGGAUGAUAAGGCUAAGAAUGAGCUAGCAUCUGCCGCCUAUUGA